This is a messenger RNA of Kwoniella shivajii, 492 nucleotides long. RefSeq lists its product as uncharacterized. The transcript is spliced from 2 exons. NCBI's taxonomy places the organism in Eukaryota, Fungi, Basidiomycota, Tremellomycetes, Tremellales, Cryptococcaceae. Gene Ontology annotation, molecular function: aldehyde-lyase activity. The record is from RefSeq and is a predicted model, not a curated record. Bases 1 to 492 code for a protein of 163 amino acids. Gene Ontology annotation, cellular component: cytoplasm.
AUGGUCCCCCAAAUCAACACAGCAGCGGAAGCCGAGCUUGUCGUGAAAUACUCGAAAUUCCCGCCAUACGGCUUGCGUGGCCAAGGUUCGCCUUUUCCUGGCCUUGCGCAUGGUAUAACCAUACCUCAGUAUAUGAAAUCAGCGAACGAGACUCUGUUGACCUGCAUUCAGAUUGAAACCAGAGAGGGAUUGGAGAACGUCGAUGCGAUCUGUGCUGUGGAUGGUGUUGAUAUCGUUUUCAUUGGUCCCAACGAUUUAGCACAAUCCUUGUUAGGCUACGUUCCAGCUCGAGGCGACGAACCCGAAUUCGUAGCCGCCAUGGACAAGAUCGUAGCAUCAGCACGAAAACACGGUAAAUGGGUAAGUAGACUAUCCAACAGCGGUAAACUCGCAAAGGAACAUCUACAAGUCUACGAUACCGUUGCUCUGGGAGCCGAUAUGAAGGCGAUCACCAUGUGGUAUCAGAAUGAAUUGCAAGAUGUCAGGGGUUGA